This is a messenger RNA of Alligator mississippiensis (American alligator), 8250 nucleotides long. RefSeq lists its product as uncharacterized. The coding region runs from base 22 to 3327 and encodes 1101 amino acids. The record is from RefSeq and is a predicted model, not a curated record. Lineage: Eukaryota; Metazoa; Chordata; Crocodylia; Alligatoridae. The transcript has 12 exons.
AGCCACGCAGGCGGCGGGUCCAUGGGGCUGGGGGCUCCCCUCCUCCUGCCCCUGCUCCACCCCCUCUUCCUGGGGGCAGCGGGGGCCAUGCUGACGCUGUACACGGCGCCGGAGACCCGGGCAGCGCUGGGCUCGGUGGCGCUCCUCAAGUGCCGCUUCAACGUGGGCAGGCCCAUAGACCCAGCAGUGCUGCGGGUGCGCUGGCUCUCCGCCGCUGCGGGCCCCGUGGCACAGUAUGACCGGGGCCAGGGGACCUUUGAGCCACGGCUGCGCCUGUCCGAGCAGGAGCUGCAGAUCGGGAACGCCUCCCUGGAGGUGCAGGAUGUGGCGGUGCAGGACAACGGGACCUACACCUGCGAGGUGGCGUACGGCACAGAGACGCAGCUGGGCAAGACGACCCUCUGGGUGCUCGCAGCCCCGAGGAUCUCCCUGGACCAGCGCGUGGGUGGCGCAGAGACGUCCCUCCUGUGCCACGUGGGUGGCUUCUUCCCCGAGGACAUGGAGGCCACGUUGCUGAGAGAUGAGCAGGUCCUGAAUGGCUCCACCCGCUCCAGCCCCCAGAGGAACCAGGACGGGACCUUCAACCUCACCCUGACCUACACCUUCACCCCAGUCCGGAGCGACGCUGGCGCCGUCUUCACCUGCCGCGUCCGACACCCGGUGCUGGGGCAGCCCCUGGUCGAGGAGUUCGCCCUGGAUGUCCCAGGCUCGGACCGCACCGGAGCUGCGAUUGGGGCCGUUGUGGCCAUCGUGCUCGCACUAGGAGCUGCGGGCGCGGCCAGUUACUGCUGGCGGCAGAGGAGAGGCAGGAAAGCCGCUUGCUCCGUGUCCAAGGUGGAGGGGCCGGAGCGGUGCCGGCUGGGCCAGGAGGUGACUCUGCGCUGCUCCGUGGAGGGGAAGAUCCGUGCAGACACGGCGGUGACGUGGGAGCGGACGCAGGGCGAGGACAGGGCGCUGAUCCAGAAGGACGGGCCCAGGGCGGCCCCUGAGCACCAGCUGCUCUUCCCGUCCCCGCCCCCGGGCUGGACGUCCACCCAGGAGAGGUCCGAGACCGGCCUCACGGCCCUCCUGACCUUCACCCCCACGGUGCAGGAUCACGGGGCGCGCGUGCGGUGUCUCCUCCAGCCCGAGGCCCGAGACAGCGGCGAGGAGCCCGAGUGCUGGGAGAUCCGGGUGUGGGCCCCGCCGGAGCUGUCCAGGAUCCAGGUGUUGGCACGCUGGGACCCCCCGGACCAGGUGCCGUUCGCUGUCCACCUGCACGGCUUCUACCCCAACGGGAUCCACCGUGUCGAGUGGAGCAUGGACGGGAAAGCCUGGGAGCGGUCGGAGCCGAGCUACUACGCAGAGAACGAAGAUGGCACGUUCAGCGCCAGGAGCGUGUGGAGGGUGGCCAGCCGGUGCCUGGCCCGCCCCGAGCAGCGCGUGCGAGUGCGCGUGCAGCACGGCCCUGCGGACCCCCCCAUUGCGGGAGAGCUCAGCAUCGGGGACACCGGUGUCCUGCGGCCCCCGGAGGUGUCGGUGAUCUCCUGGCCCCAGUCAGUGAUGGCGGGGAGGGAAGUGACCCUGAGCUGCCGCGUGGCAGGGCAUUUCCCCGCGGAGCUGGGGGUGACCUGGCUGCGCAAGGGCAGAGGAGCGGCUCGUGCUGCGCCCCUGCAGGACUCGGCCGAGCACCGGCUCCUCCCUGGCCGGCCCGCUCCAGCCGCGGACGGGAAGAGCUUCGUGCAGGAGGCCGGACUCGUCUUCACCCCCUCGGUGCGCAGGGACCACGGGGCCGAGUACACCUGCCGCGUGGAGCAUGUGGCCCUGGCGCAGCCUGUAGCAAAGCACAGCGCGGAGCUGCAGGUGCGAGCCCUGCCGGACGUGUCCAGGAUCCAGGUGCUGCCGCGCUGGGACUCCCCGGACCAGGUGCCGUUUGCCGUCCGCCUGCACGGCUUCUACCCCCGCGGGAUCCACCGCAUCGCGUGGAGCUGGGACGGGGAAGCCUGGCAGCGAUCAGAGCCGAGCGACUACAAGGAGAACGAAGAAGGCACGUUCAGCGCCAGGAGCGUGUGGAGGGUGCCCAGCCGGCGCCUGGCCCGCCCCGAGCAGCGCGUGCAAGUGUGCGUGCAGCACGGCCCCGCCGACCCCCCGGUCACGGGAGAGCUCAGCAUCGGGGACGCCGGUGUCCUGCGGCCCCCGGAGGUGUCGGUGAUCUCCUGGCCCCAGUCAGUGAUGGCGGGGAGGGAAGUGGCCCUGAGCUGCCGCAUGGCAGGGCAUUUCCCCGCGGAGCUGGGGGUGACCUGGCUGCGCAAGGGCAGAGGAGCGGCUCGUGCUGCGCCCCUGCAAGACUCGGCCGAGCACCGGCUCCUCCCUGGCUGGCCCGCUCCAGCCGUGGACGGGAAGAGCUUCGUGCAGGAGGCCGGACUCGUCUUCACCCCCUCGGUGCGCAGGGACCACGGGGCCGAGUACAUCUGUCGCGUGGAGCACGUGGCCCUGGCGCAGCCUGUAGCAAAGCACAGCGCGGAGCUGCAGGUGCGAGCCCUGCCGGACGUGUCCGGGAUCCAGGUGUUGCCGCGCUGGGACCCCCCGGACCAGGUGCCGUUUGCCGUCCGCCUGCACGGCUUCUACCCCCGCGGGAUCCACCGCAUCGCGUGGAGCUGGGACGGGGAAGCCUGGCAGCGAUCAGAGCUGAGCGACUACGUGGAGAACGAAGACGGCACGUUCAGCGCCAGGAGCGUGUGGAGGGUGCCCAGCUGGCGCCUGGCCCGCCCCGAGCAGCGCGUGCAAGUGCGCGUGCAGCAUGGCCCCGCCGACCCCCCGGUCACAGGAGAGCUCAGCAUCGGGGACGCCGGUCUCCUGCGGCCCCCGGAGGUGUCGGCGAUCUCCAGGCCCCAGUCAGUGAUGGCGGGGAGGGCCGUGACCCUGAGCUGCCACAUCACAGGCCGUUUCCCUGAGUUACUGGGGGUGACCUGGCUGCGCAGGGACAGAGGAGCGGCUCGUGCUGCGCCCCUGCGAGACUCGGCCGAGCACCAGCUCCUCCCUGGCCAGCCCGCUCCAGCCACGGACGGGAAGAGCUUCGUGCAGGAGGCCGGACUCGUCUUCACCCCCUCGGUGCACAGGGACCACGGGGCCGAGUACACCUGCCGCGUGGAGCACGUGGCCCUGCGGACCCCCGUCGAACAACGCAGCGGGGAGCUGCAGGUGACAGGGGGAGCAGCACAGGACCAGCGUGGUGGGGACGACGGGGACGUGUCAGUACCGACUAGCAGUGCCGGGCCCAUGGGCACCAAUGAGCAAGACGGCGAAGCCAGCACCACGGGUGACGCUGUCUCCUGGACAGGGGUAUAACCCAGACCCCUGGCCCGGGGAAGCACGGAGGGCGAGUGCGGCGAGGCCGGGGGGACACGGUGCAGCAGGGACACCGACGCGAGGCAGCGCAGCGCAGAAGUGAGCAGUGACGCGGGAGCUGGAGGAGCUGGCGGCACGGCGACCCGGGGCCCCGGCCAGGCCGGUGCACGCAACGGGAGCUGCGAGCAAGGCGGAUUGAAUUAAAUCCAGGCCUUUUAUAUCACUGAUUUACAUCCAGUUUCCCACUUAUCCUUCUUCACAUAUUUCUUAAACAACAGCACAAACCCAAUCAGGAAGCAUGUUAAUUUACCACUCAAUACAGCAUUUUACAGCAUCUGUCCUUAAGCUCUUUUUUUGGGGUUUUCCAAUGUUAUUAACUGGAACAGACAGGUCGUCACAUCACUAAAGGCACGCCGUCCUUAAAGCCUCUGCAGCUAGAUCUCAUCUUCCCCGGUCCCGCUGUCAUUUUUCUUCAUAGCCUGAAACCGAAACACGAGUUCUCGUGCUUUCCGCCUCCCCGGCGAUUUCUUAGCUGUGAGCGAGUGAUGCCGAACGAUGAAAACAUUCUCCCUGCGCCGGGCGAGGACGCUGCUGCUGUGAAAAGCUGGCGCCCCCCCGAAGGAGCUCUGCUUCCAGGUGCCUGGCGAGUCAUUGCCACGAUGCCGGGAAGCGAGGCUGUUCGAAAGAUCAGCAGUAACGGGCGCUGUUUAAAUGGGUCCCCUCCGGCCCUGGCGUUUCUUGGGACUGGCAGAGCUGGGGCGUGGUUUCGGGAUGCCCACGCCAUGGCGGCAGCAGCGGCAUCUGCAGAAGUUGGGCAUCUCCCUUUAUGUCUGGGGUUGAGAGAGGAGAUGGAGUUAGCGCUCGACCCAUUCCCUCCUUCACUGCCUGCAGGCUACCUUGCUGGUUGGGCAUUGCUUUCUGCGCUGUGUCUUGAAGGCCUUCCACGUCUGGACGGCGUCGGCAAUGCAGCAGCCAUCUCUGACGUCUGGUCAAGGCUAUGGGGACAGGUUUCAGUGUGCGGAGCGUAUCCUCUGCACCGCUCUCCAAGCCAGUGUUAGAUACUUUGGAUGAGAUGCUGCCAUCUAUUGUAUCACGGUUUUCUUCACAAAUUUUGCUGACAACCGGCCGGUUCUUAAUAAAUUGCUCAAAACCGUCAACCGCAGCAUGCCAGCCAACAGCGUGCGGGAGACUCAGUUUGCAUGCUCCUGCUCUCUUCAGUGCAGCCAAAGCCAAAGGGUUGCUACGGAAGCAUUUUGCGACUUCAAGAGCAUUUUCUUUUAUUGCUGGAGAAGUGGGUCAGUCUCUGGUGCGCGAUGCUUUCAGUGGGCGCGGCAGUUCGUUGCGGCUCUCACUGCCCCUUCUUUGAAAUAUUCUGCGGUGCGGGCAUUUCCCGCUGCAGCUCUGGUUUCUGAACGAUAGGCAACCCCACCUUGUGUCCUCACACAGGCACGUAUUACUGCAUGGGUGUGUACCUCGCUCCACCCAGCAAGGCUUAAACUGGCAAACUUCCCCUCGGGAUGUCUUGCACCGCCGGAUCUAGCCACCGUCCCCCCACGUCUGCGCUGCCAGGUGGCGUGCCGCCUGGGCGUAAGCACUCACCCAUCUCAGUGAGGUGCGUAUUGUGAGCAAUGCGAAAAGGAGAAAUUGUGGCAUCAGUGAACGGAGCAAGCUUUUCCUCUGUGGGGUCUGGUUGGUAUUUGCUGGGCCUUACUACAGACCCGUCCACCCGUCCAUGCCUUGCUUUCAGAAGCGCGUUUAGCUGCAGCGCUGCUGCUAAACGUGUCGACGGGCGAGUCUGACGUUGCAGACGGACGGUCGAAGGGUCUUUUGCUAGAAGUGAGAUCCGGAAACACAAAUGAUCUUUGGAUAGUCAUUCUUCUCCGUUCUCCUCUCUCUACUACUCAGUUAACCAUUUACAGGUGUUAAGCAAGGACGCGCAUCUGCUCCCAAAUGGCCACGCAAGCGGAGGCUGCCCGCGCUUGGAGUGCGCUUGACUUUGGAGCCAGCCCCAGGGGGCUCGCGGGCACUGCCCAGGAAGCACUUUCCAUUCGGACGCUUCAUCCUUGCAGCUAGGCCCUGCGUGUCCGUCUUGCACCUCUUCUACUUGACGCGUCUUCCCUUUUGCCGCAGGGAAGGAAUUUUUUCAUAGUGUUCCCAGAUGGGUCUGUCUUACACCCAGAAGCCGGGACGGUUUUGUGUGGCUGAAGUGUGCAGGGUGAAAAGCCGAAGUGAAUGUAUGAUUGCACAGCCCAGGGAACUCGGGUAUUUCCCCCGCUCGCCAGUGGAAGGGGGUGUUGGCCGGCAGCCGGCUGCGGGGGCUGCAGACCGCUCCGUCUCCCUCCGUCCCUGCACGGCCAGGCCAGGCUCCACUGCAGACCCCCCAUUUACACUGACUUGUCACACGGAAAAGGAGCCAGAUACGAACAGAUGUGCAGUGUAUAUAUAUAUAAUAUCUAACCCAGUAACAUAAACAAUAUCCUCUGGGUAAAGGCCACAAAACCUUGCACCCGUGCUCCAGAUACAGGUAAGUCUCAGGUAAGUAUCUGCUCUGACCCAGAUCCACCCCAAAAUAACCAUAGAUAGCCAACAGAUGAGCUCCAGAGAAGCAGGGGGAGCGAUAAAUAAAAGCGCCCCACGUAAAUACAGGUACGCAGCAGGUGAAUCGUAGCACCCCACGCGGUCCCAGCAGAGCCCUGGCUCUCCACGCAUCCACGCACUUCCAAGAGGAGCGCUCGCAGCGCACGGCACCACGCCGCUCCGCUUCGGGCGCAAGCCCCCAGAGAUAAACUCCGUCCCCAGGGGAGACCCCAGUGCCCCUGGGCCUGUCCCCACGCCCCCCAAGGAAGCGGGUAACAUCAGGGGACCUCCCCUUUCAGCAGCCCUUCACUACCCAGGGGCCUCCCCUCCCCGGCGGGAAUCCUCUUUCCUGCAACGCGGGGCUGCCAGGCCUGGGGGCGGCCCCCAUGCUCUCGGCGGGCUGCUCUCUCGCCCACGGCAGGCUUCGGGGGGUCGCUGUGCCCUGGGACAGGGCUCUGCUCUGCAGGGCUCCUGGGGCCUCUGGCUCGGCCCUGUCGGCUGGCUCAGCAGCCCGAGUGCCGUCUGGCUCCCCGGACUCAGCCUUUUGCUGUGGGUCGGACACCCAGGCCAUCUCGUGCAGCGCCAGGCUCGGUCUGCUCCUGGACCUCCAUGCAGCGCCUCCCGCACCGAGCUCCCGGCCUCGUGCCAGGGGCUGGGGACCUGAGCCGCCCCAGCCCUCCAAAGGCCCUGCUCCCUGCACCGGCCUGCACGCCACAUCUCUGGCCGCACACCAGAGGUUGCAGCCCCAAGCCGCCUAUGCAGCUCCCAGGGUCCGGACGCCACACGCCGUGCUGCGUGCCGAGGGCCUGGCCGCUGGAGCCAUCCCCGCUCCUUGCCGAGGGACGUCUUCAGGGCGCUUCCAGGCUACUGCCUCGCCCUGCCUGGCAGCUCUCCUCCACUGCAGGAAGGCCCGCUCUUCCCUCUUCUCCCCCCGGAUGCGUCCCCUUGUGCUGGGCGUGCGCGCCACGGCUCCGCCACAAAGUCCUCCGGACCUGAGCGUUGCAGCCUCUGACCAGGUCUGGGGCAGCCCUGUUCUCCCCAGCACCGCCCCGGGUGACAAGGAACAAUGGUCAUAAGCUGAUGGACAACAGGUUUAGGAUGGAGAUCAGAGGCAAUAUUUUACAGCUAGGGUGGCCAAAAUCUGGAACCAGCUUCCCAGGGAAGUGGUCCUCACUGCUGCCUUGGGCAAAGUCCAGAGGAGGUCGGACGAUCACCUGUCUGGGGUGUGGUGAACCCAGCAUUCAUUCCUGUCUGUGGCAGGGGUCAGGCGAGAUGAUCUGUUCGGGUCCCUCCUGCCCCGAGCUACUAUGAAAUGAAACACCGUGCGGUGCUGGACAGAGGUGCGCCCGCCUGCCAGAGCUGCUCCCCGCGGGCUCGUUGUGCCCCGACGCCUGGCCUGCCGCACGGGACGUGCUCCCCCCGGUCCCAGGCAUGGGUACAACUGGGCUCAGGACACCCGGCUGCCACCUCGUCCCUUAGCUGCGAGGCUCUGGGUGCGGGCCUUCAGGAAGGCAAGGCCCAUCACCCCCCUCGGGGUGGGGCUGGCGAGACCCCAGGGGCUGGUGGGAGCUGGUCCUGCCCGGUGCUUGGGGUGGAGGUCCAGGCAGGCGAGCCCCGUGGACCCCAAGACCCGUCCCCUCCCUGGCGUCUGCCUGCCGGGCGCGGGGAUGUGGCUGAGGGAAGGGAGGCGCAGGAGCGUUGGGGCAGGGGCAGCCACGACAGCCCUGCCACCUGCUCCAGGGCAGGUAGGAGCAGUGUGGUGAGCACGUGUGUUAUUGCCCUGAAAUAGAAUAGUUUUCUGAUAGCAUACUGUUAGGUUAACAAUAAUUUGGAUUAUUAAGAAGUAUUAGCUUUGCAGCUGAAUACAAGGCAUGACCUGUGGCCUAGCAAUGCCGCUGACCACAAGGCAGAAUGAUAGCUAGGCCUUUGCUUGUGUUAAGUAAUCAUUUUAACUGUAUUAAGCAUUUUCUGAGUAAAAUGCAGCAAGUGGAUCGGUGUCUGUGUGCUGGAAAAUCAGCUACAACAAGGAACAAGAUGAGACAAAGAAGCCAUUGUUCUAAGUACAGUGAUCGUGUCCUUAAGAAGUAUCUACCACUGCAAGGUCUUGCUGUAUCAUAAUGUUACUCUUACUUAACUUUUAGCUUUUAAAAAGUGCUAGUUCAGCUUAAUAGAAAUAUGCUGUUGUAAAGAUCUGUGAAGCACCACCCAAGCAUUGCUUUUGUUAACCCUGUAGUCUUGUCUUGUUGUAAGAAGUAUAAAAGAUCGCCCCACCCUUUAGGGGGGCCAUUUUGCCUUUUGCUGGCUUUAUGGUCUUUGCUCGAGCAAAUAAAUGGCUGUCUUUCUUUA